AUGUUUCUCCCCGCCUUAGCCGUUCGCGCCGAGCAGUCUGGUUUGAGCUUGCCUAUAUCUCGCGUUCCAGCCAGAACGUUUGCCAGACUCCCUCACCUUGGUCAAGCCGUUGGCGGCAUCGAUGUCUUCAACAGUCAGCAAUACACAUACAACGUCAAGGCUGGCAUAGGCGAGCCGCCUCAACUGUUCGAAUAUGUUCUUGACACAGGCUCUUCCGAUUUCUGGGUCUGCGAUUCAUCCUGUCAAGACUCAGACUGUAAGGCAGUAACCUGCUUUUCAUCAGACGCGUCAAACACUCUCAUCGACGCUCAACUUCCUUUCAACCUGAACUAUCUUGCUGGUCGAGUGCGUGGAGAGAUUGUGUACGACACCGUCUCGUUUGGAUCGUAUCGCAUCAAGAACCAAGCCCUUGCCACUGUUUUCCAAACUGCCGAGCUAGGACUCGCCUCUUCAAUGACAUCCGGAAUUCUGGGUCUUUGUUUUCCCGCCUCUGCCGCAAUUUCCUCCGCCGCUGGUGCAACGUUACUCGAAAACCUCAUGUCAUCGUUCAAUCCCGCACAACGUUUUUUUGCAUUUCACCUCCCUCGCAUGUCCGGCUCCUCAGAUCCAAAUGCAUCUUUCACCAUUGGCAAACUUGACCCACAACUUGCGCCGAAUCCUUCACUUUUAGCUACCUCUCCAGUAAUUCGCACAGGCCCACGAUACGACUACUGGAAACUCUCAAUUCUCCGACUCACCCUCAAUGGCGUACCCUUCGAGAUCUCAUCCUCCCGCAUUCCUUCUGCAUCAUAUCCAAUUGCUGUCCUAGAUUCUGGCACGACUCUUAUUCUUGGACCUGUCGCUGAUGUCAAAGCUUUCUACCGACUGUUAGGAGAAGGCGCACGCUAUAGUCCUGAGACAGGCUAUCAGUCCUUGGCCAACCGGCUGCCGAAUAUGUCAUUCACCCAGUUGACCUUGCAUGGUCUGGAAGGAGCUGACGGCGGUUGGUGCACUGGAGGGAUACAAGGGAACGACAAAGUCAACUCAGCAGACUGGCUACUCGGCGAUACUUUUCUACGCAACGUCUAUGCAGUCCAUUACUACGAGCCGGUGCCGCAGAUAGGAUUGCUCAGCCUCACCAAUCCUGAUAAGGCUCUCAGCGAGUUUCGACAACAACGUGGCCCGGACGUAGACGAGCAAGGCAAUCCAGAUGAGGAGGAGGACGCAAAGCCAGACGAAAUCGAUGCUUGGAACACCGACACAGAGUUAGUAAAGCGAUGGGAACAUCAACCUGACGGACGAACGACACUUAUAUUUGCUAUCGUUGCGGGUGGUGUUGGGUUCGUGCUUGGUGGAAUAGGGGUAGUAGGCUGGAGAAUUACUCAAUUCAUCAACUUGCUUCUUGCGAUCACUUGCUUGAAAUGCUUGAUUACCUCUCAAUAUCCCAUAAAGGCGAGUGGUAUUGUGUUGUGGUCACGAGCUUUCACACCAGACGCCUCGCAACUUGCCUCAUCGUCAGCCUCACCCGUCAACUCGCUGGUCCGAGAGGCGCUGAUAGAAGGUCGGACGGCUGAAGAGAAGUAUGAGAAGGACGGAUAUGCUGUCAAAUGGACAUUCGUAAACGACCUCGAGCUUAUAUUCGUCGUCGCGUACCAGCGCAUCCUCCAACUGACCUAUGUCGAUGACCUACUCGCUGCACUCAAGACUCUCUUCGUCAAGAUGUUCCAGCCAUUCCUCGCGACCUUUGUUGCGUCUCUACAUGCUUUGAACAGCGGAAAGGCGACUGUCGUGCAAACAGCCAGCGCUCUCAACUUUGCGGAUGCCUUCGAGGGCUGGGACAAAAUAUUCGAUAAACUGUUGCGGAAUCUAGAAGACAAGGCAGCGCAGGACCGAAAGUCACGACUGCGGCCAGUUGUCCGCGCUCCAGCUGAAGAAUCGAAUAGUCCUCCGUCGGAAGACUCGGAGACACAACCAACUCAAGCUUCUGAUACGCCUUUGGAUGAACAACAAAUUGCGCGGAAUGUACAGGCACUCAAAAAUCGACUUCGAGGGCGAGGCGGUAAACGCGGGGGGCGGGGUCCCUCGCGAAUGGAUUCGGGCAGCGGUCGGGAUAGCGUUCCCAACUCUGACUCCGAAUCCGCCCCCACGAAACGAAAAUCCAAAGUCGCCAAGGCCCAGCGGAAAUGGGGGGACCAGGCGCCAACAGAAGAUGACAUGGCGUCGCUGGACUUCAGUAUGGACUCUCCCGCUGACGCAAUGGGCACUUCACAAGACCUUGAUGCGCUUGUUGACUCUACGUCACUUGGCACGCGCAGCAAGGAUGGUACAUAUGAGGUCAAGGACUGGGAGUUCUCCAAAGAUGACGACGACAAUGCGAUUGCCGACGCGUUAAAGUCAGCUGAUGUCACAAAAAGUGGUGCAUCUGCUAGCUCCCUUGGUGCAUUGGGAUCGCUUUUCUCCCGCUUAACGGGCUCCAAAGUGCUUACGGAGCAGGAUCUCAAGCCGGUGCUUGAUGGGAUGAAGCAACAUCUGAUGAAGAAAAAUGUAGCGAAGGAAAUUGCGGACAAAGUCUGCGAGGGCGUUGGAGAGAGUCUUGUGGGUAAGAAAGUCGGCGGAUUUCAGACGACCAAUGCGGCUGUUAGACUAGCGCUGUCGACUUCCCUGACGCGUAUCCUAACGCCUAAAACAUCGACAGACCUCCUGCUUUCCAUCAGGACGAAGCUCUCGUCUCCACUCACAUCGACGCAGCAACGGAUGCCUUACAGCAUAACGUUUGUUGGCGUCAAUGGGGUCGGGAAGAGCACGAACCUGUCCAAGGUCUGUUUCUGGCUCAUCCAGAACGGAUUCCGCGUCCUCAUCGCGGCGUGUGAUACCUUCCGGAGUGGCGCCGUAGAACAAUUGCGAGUGCAUGUUCGCAACUUGGGUAUGCUUGGCGUCAACGGGGCAACAGACAGCAAAGGGCGGGUGGAGUUGUUUGAACGUGGUUACGGGAAAGAUGCUGCUGGCAUCGCGCGUGAAGCCAUCUCAUAUGCCAAAGACAAUGACUUUGACGUGGUGCUCAUCGACACUGCGGGGCGGAUGCAGGACAACGAGCCGUUAAUGCGGGCUCUUGCCAAGCUGGUGGCGGUCAACACGCCUGACAAGAUCAUCUUUGUGGGCGAGGCGCUUGUGGGGAAUGAGGCUGUGGACCAACUGACCAAGUUCGACCGGGCCUUGCGCGACUUUUCGUCUGCCUCGGGGGCAGGCAAGGGACGCGGAAUCGACGGGAUGCUCGUGACCAAGUGGGACACGGUGGACGACAAGGUUGGCGCGGCGUUGUCGAUGACCUACGUGACUGGACAGCCGAUUAUCUUUGUGGGGUGUGGACAGACCUACACUGACUUGCGACAACUGCGGGUAGCAAAUGUUGUACAGGCCAUAUUGGCCAACUAG
Molecule: messenger RNA, 3411 nt
Organism: Mycena indigotica
Lineage: Eukaryota; Fungi; Basidiomycota; Agaricomycetes; Agaricales; Mycenaceae
Product: Signal recognition particle binding protein
Exons: 15
Coding region: 1-3411 (1136 amino acids)
Biological process (GO): SRP-dependent cotranslational protein targeting to membrane; proteolysis
Cellular component (GO): signal recognition particle receptor complex; endoplasmic reticulum membrane
Molecular function (GO): ATP hydrolysis activity; GTP binding; aspartic-type endopeptidase activity
Source: RefSeq, a predicted model, not a curated record